AUGAAGGCGGAGAAGAGUCCGAUUCAGUCCGUGAUGUCAUGGAUUCGCCGGCAACCGCCCAAGGUGAAGGCUUUUCUCGGCGUGGUUUCGGCAAUGACGGUGCUCGUCUUCCUGAGGGUGAUUGUCCAUGAGCACGAUAACCUUUUCAUCGCUUCCGAGGCCGUUCAUGCUCUCGGAAUCUCUGUUCUUAUCUACAAACUCACCAAGGAGAAGACUUGCGCUGGGAUAUCUCUCAAGACACAGGAGCUAACAGCUUUGUUUCUGGCUGUGCGGUUGUAUUGUAGUUUUGUAAUGGAAUUUGAUUUUCACACGUUGCUCGAUUCAGCUACUUUGGUGACGACCCUUUGGGUCAUCUAUAUGAUCCGUUUGAAGCUUAGACCUACUUAUAUGGAAGACAAAGACAAUUUUGCUAUCUACUACGUCGUAAUCCCAUGUGCUGUUGUAGCUUUGCUCAUUCACCCAACGACACGUCACCACAUCGUGAACAGGCUUCUUUGGGCAUUCUGUGUUUAUCUUGAAGCUGUUUCAGUUCUUCCUCAGUUAAGAGUCAUGCAGAACACUAAGAUCGUGGAACCAUUCACAGCACAUUACGUAUUUGCAUUGGGAAUCGCUAGGUUCUUGAGUUGUGCACACUGGAUCCUUCAGGUGUUGGAUUCGAGAGGGCGAUUACUGACUGCAUUAGGGUAUGGUCUAUGGCCUUUAAUGGUCCUUCUCUCUGAAAUCGUCCAAACCUUCAUUCUUGCAGAUUUUUGCUACUACUACGUCCAGAGUUUGAUGGGUGGACAGCUCGUUCUUCGUCUCCCGUCUGGUGUGGUUUAA
Messenger RNA from Microthlaspi erraticum, 819 nucleotides. NCBI's taxonomy places the organism in Eukaryota, Viridiplantae, Streptophyta, Magnoliopsida, Brassicales, Brassicaceae. The record is from the annotation of a GenBank genome assembly.